This is a messenger RNA of Beta vulgaris subsp. vulgaris (sugar beet), 552 nucleotides long. Its product is annotated as pectinesterase inhibitor 28. The transcript has a single exon. Gene Ontology annotation, molecular function: enzyme inhibitor activity. The record is from RefSeq and is a predicted model, not a curated record. The coding region runs from base 1 to 552 and encodes 183 amino acids. Lineage: Eukaryota; Viridiplantae; Streptophyta; Magnoliopsida; Caryophyllales; Amaranthaceae.
AUGAAUCUCAAAUCAGGCAAAUCUAUACAACUAAUUUGUCUCACAUUUCUUUGCAUAUUCUUUUCCCAGGCCUUGAUGUUCAUCAAAGCAGACGAUGAGCUAAUCGCGCGGUUAUGCUCUGCAACUUCAUACCCAAAUAUUUGCUCUAACUGCCUUAAUUCUGACCCAAGUAGUAAAACUGCAACUGAUACUGGUUUAGUAAGGAUUUCUAUGCUUUGUGCUGCAAAUGAUAUGAACAAUUUAUUCCAAGACACAUUCAUUUAUCAAGGAAAUACAACUGAAUCUACUAUGAAAGAUGCCCUUAAUUACUGCUUGAAUCAAUUUGAAGAUGCUGAAAACAAGAUUAACAAUGUAUCAGAUGAAGUGCAGCAUAGAGAUUUCGAUGGUGCUAAACAAAGGAUUAAUGAUGAAAUUUUAGCAGAAGUUGUUUCUUGCACUAACUUUUUACAUUCUAAGGGACUUCCAGUGCCAGAGAUUGUGUCGAAUGAUAUAGAUACCGUUGAUAGAGACUGGAACAUUGUUAUGGAGAUUCUGGGUUCUCUUAAGUCCUGA